This is a messenger RNA of Centropristis striata (black sea bass), 2820 nucleotides long. It is a transcript of the gene znf148, whose product is annotated as zinc finger protein 148. Gene Ontology annotation, molecular function: RNA polymerase II cis-regulatory region sequence-specific DNA binding; DNA-binding transcription factor activity, RNA polymerase II-specific. The coding region runs from base 153 to 2645 and encodes 830 amino acids. Lineage: Eukaryota; Metazoa; Chordata; Actinopteri; Perciformes; Serranidae. Gene Ontology annotation, biological process: regulation of transcription by RNA polymerase II. The transcript has 8 exons. The record is from RefSeq and is a predicted model, not a curated record.
AGAUGGCGACAAAUAGAAAACUUCCCCCCUCCAUGAAGUGUGAUGGUGUAUUUGAUUAUUCCGCACACCAUCAUCACACUGUAGUCUUGCAUAACAACCAUGACAGCUAAACGGCUUUAAGACGCUCAGCAGACUCAAGUACUCUAUGUAAGAUGAACACUGAGGACAAGUUGGAGGGUUUGCUGCUGAAGUGCAGCAGUGGAGGAGUAGAUGGAGGAGGACGAGUCGGGCUGGGCGGAGGAGGAGGAGGAGCAGGAGGAGGAGGAGGACUGGUGGUGAUGACUCUGGGGGAGCGAUCCCUCGCCAACCACCCUCUGUUGGCUGAGGACGACGAUGACGAAGAUGAAGACGAAGACUUGACCGGGAGCUCGCUGGUUACGCACGACCUGGUUCCUCCAGAGCAGCUGAUGAUGCAGGAGGAGAUGACAAAGAACGGUAGAGGAGGAGGAGGAGGAGAAGAGGAAGGAGGAGGCGAGGUGGGAGUGCAUUUCCCCCUAAAACUCACCAAUAAGUUGCCCUGCUUGCUUCAUAUGCCACUGAGCAUCAAGCAGGAGCUGAAGCUGUCGGAGGCUCCAACCCAGAUAAAGAAGGACAAGAAAGGAGUCAAGGACCUGCUGCAGUGUCCCAAGAAGAAGAAGAGGAAGCAGCGCUCACCAGCAAAGAUUCUCAGCAUCAACGAUGACGGGUCGUUGGGAAUACAAAACCCAAAGUGUCACAUCUGUGUUCACUGUAACGCUGCUUUCAGAACCAACUACCACCUGCAGAGGCACGUCUUCAUCCACACUGGUGAGAAGCCGUUCCAGUGCAGCCAGUGUGAUAUGCGCUUCAUUCAGAAAUAUCUCCUCCAGAGACACGAGAAGAUCCACACUGGUGAGAAGCCUUUUCGCUGUGAUGAGUGUGGUAUGAGGUUUAUCCAGAAGUACCACAUGGAGAGACACAAGAGGACUCACAGUGGAGAGAAACCCUACCAAUGUGACUACUGUCACCAGUAUUUCUCCAGGACAGAUCGGGUUCUAAAGCACAGACGAAUGUGUCACGAGAACCGAGAGAGGAAGAGCAACAAGGCAGCCGGUCGAGUCGCUGCUCUGCGUGAAGCCGAUCCUCUGGGCCUCCCGUUCCUAGCCAAAGAGUGUUCACUGCCCAAGAAGAAGCGCCAGAAGUGUUCAGACAAGAGUUCAGACGCUUCCAGCGCCGCCCAGACGGACGCCGCCGCCGCCGCCGGGGAGGAGCCGGAGGAGAAGGAGGAGCAGCGGCAGAGUAAGAUGGAAGGCCUACCUCUCUACGUCGUCUCCUCCAAGGUGAAACACGAGUACGUGAUCACAGAUUACUCUGUGGAGCUUCCUGAAGAAGCAGCCAGUCCUCCUCAGGACGGAGACGUGUCCUCAGAAGACACCACUCCUCCCAAACUGGUCCUGAAGAAAGUCCCCAAGAGGAGCCUCAAACAGUCCUCCGAGCAGACGCCUCCUUGUCUUUCCACGCUGGCCUCCUUCGAGGAGACCACCAAGGUGCAGUACACCUUUGAGAUAGUGGACAAACAAGGGCUUUUAGAGGUGGAGAGCAGCUCUGAGCUGGAGGCGGUGGAGACGCUCCAUGGAGGAGGCGGAGCGGCCAAGCCGGCGGCGGGCAGCACGAACUACGACGACGCCAUGCAGUUCCUGAAGAAGAAGCGCUACCUGCAGGCCGCCAUGGCCAACAACAGCCGCGACUACGGCCUCAACGCCAGCAGCAUCUCCUCCCAGCCGCCCGGAGCUCAAACCGUGGUGUCGGCGGUGAUCGAGGAGACGGUGCCGGCCACCAUCCUGGAGCCGCCGCCGCUCAGCACGGACAUCAAAGCCUCGCACGACAAGAGCGUUCUGCCCGACGAGGUCCUCCAGACGCUGCUGGACCACUACUCCAACAAGGCCAACGGCCAGUCGGACAUCUCCUUCAGCGUGGCCGACACCGAGGUGACGUCCAGCAUCUCCAUCAACUCGUCCGACGUGUCCGACGGCGUCCCCGUGGAGGCUCUGGGGGCCUCCGGCGCCCAGCCCCAGCCCGCCACGGAGAAGGUCAGCCUCCUGCAGGAGUACUCCAAGUUCCUGCAGCAAGCUCUGGAGAGAACCAGCCAGAACGACAGCUACCUGACCAGCCAGAGCCUCAGCCUGGUGUCGGAGAACCCGACCUUAGCCGGGCAGCCUCUGUUCUCCACGGAGAAACAGUUCCCCUCCCCCAGCAGGUUCAAAUCAGGGAUGAGCUCCCCGCUGAGGUCCACCUUGGAGAAACCUCACUUCGGGCUGCUGGUCGGGGACUCGCAGCACUCGUUUUCGUUUUCAGGUGAUGAGACCACGCCUCCCUCCGGCGUGUCCCCGGCCGAGGAGGACUUCCUGGAGCAGGUCUCGCCCUCCAAAAAGACAGACUCCUCCUCCUCCUCGUCCUCGCAAGGCAUCCUGCAGACGUUUCAGAUAAGCUCCUUCGAUCAGAACUUCAAAUCUCACUUCCAGACGUCGAGAUCUGGAUCCACCUCGCAGUUCACCGUUGCCAAUGGACAGUUAAGCCUCCGAGGACACAGCACAGACUUCUCAGAGUUCCCCUUAGUCCGAGUCACCGAGACCAGGUCUCAACUGAACUCCUCCCCCGACGUUUCAUCCGGUGAGACCUUCGGCUGAGGGCCGACAGGGAAGGAGCGAAGGAUUCAUUUCUGUUAAUAAUUUCAGCGGCACUUUAUCUCAUGUCUCCUGUUUUGCCAAAACGAGUCCCGUUGCAACUUUGUGCUCUUUCUCAAAGCAUUUACGGUAAAACUUUAGAUGAAAUAACACAUAUUCAACAUGAAUUAGCUGCUUA